Messenger RNA from Calypte anna (Anna's hummingbird), 2409 nucleotides. It is a transcript of the gene RCC1, whose product is annotated as regulator of chromosome condensation 1. Lineage: Eukaryota; Metazoa; Chordata; Aves; Apodiformes; Trochilidae. Bases 110 to 1375 code for a protein of 421 amino acids. Gene Ontology annotation, molecular function: guanyl-nucleotide exchange factor activity. The record is from RefSeq and is a predicted model, not a curated record. The transcript is spliced from 10 exons. Gene Ontology annotation, cellular component: cytoplasm.
AGGGGGCGCUGUUCCCCGCCCAGCAGCACGCGCUCCCUCAUGCCGGGAGCCGCUCUGGACACGCUGAGUGAGGGAGCGCGGCCGGAGCGGAGCGGAGAUCUGGGGCACUAUGCCAGGGAAACGUGCAGGGAAGAAAAGCCCAGUGCCAGAAGACAAAGCUCCUGAGAGGAAGAAGAUUAAAAUCUGUCACCCAUCCCACAGGACACAGCCUGGCCUGGUGCUGACAGUGGGGCAGGGGGAUGUGGGGCAGCUGGGCCUGGGGGAGGAGGUGAUGGAGAGGAAGAAACCAGCCCUGGUGCAGCUCCCAGAGAUGGUGGUGCAGGUGGAAGCUGGAGGGAUGCACACAGUGUGCCUCAGCCAGACUGGAAAAAUUUACACCUUUGGCUGCAAUGAUGAAGGUGCCCUGGGGCGUGACACCUCAGCAGAAGGCUCAGAGGCCACCCCAGGGCUGGUGGAGCUGCAGGAGAAGGUGGUGCAGGUGUCUGCAGGGGACAGUCACACAGCAGCACUGACUGAGGAUGGCAGAGUCUUUGUCUGGGGCUCAUUCCGGGAUAACAACGGGGUGAUUGGCUUGCUGGAACCCAUGAAGACCAGCUCCAUCCCUCUGCUUCUCCAGCUCGGGGUGCCCGUUGUUAAAAUUGUCUCAGGGAACGACCACCUGGUGAUGCUGACAGUGGAUGGGGAGCUCUUCACCUGUGGCUGUGGGGAGCAGGGCCAGCUGGGCAGGGUGCCAGCUCUCUUUGCCAACAGAGGAGGAAGGAAAGGGUUGGAACGCCUCCUGGUCCCCCAACGUGUCCCUGUCAAAGGCAAAGGCAACAGAGGGAAAAUCCGCUUCCAGGACGUCUUCUGUGGGGCUUAUGUCACCUUUGCUGUCACACAGGAGGGACACAUCUAUGGGUUUGGCCUCUCCAACUACCACCAGCUGGGGACCCAAAGCACCGAGCCCUGCUUCUCCCCUCAGAACCUCACCUGCUUCAAGAACUCCACCAAGUCCUGGGUUGGGUUUUCUGGUGGGCAGCACCACACCUUGUGUGUCGACUCAGAGGGUAAAGCCUACAGCUUGGGCAGGGCAGAGUAUGGGAGGCUGGGGCUGGGGGCAGGGGCAGAGGAGAAGAGCACCCCCACCCUCAUCCCAGAGCUCCCCAACAUCUCUUCUGUUGCCUGUGGAGCAUCCGUCGGCUACGCUGUCAGCAGUGAUGGACGAGCCUUUGCCUGGGGCAUGGGCACCAACUACCAGCUGGGCACAGGGGAGGAGGAGGAUGUCCUGAGCCCUCUGGAGAUGACAGGGAAGCAGCUGGAAAACCGUCGGGUCCUGGCUGUGUCCAGUGGUGGCCAACACACAGUGCUGCUGGUCCAGGACAAGGAGCAGAGUUGAUGAAGUCACCUCUGAGCCCAGAGGGAUGCAGGACCCCAACUUCCACCUGGGUUGAGUGACUCUCCCCCCACCCCCCCAGUUUUCUGGUCACCCACCCGUGGCUGGGGGGGUGCCAGCCCUUGGCAGCAUGUUGGGAACUCUUCAGGGAUGCUCCCUGGAAGUGUGUGUCUGUCUGCCUGGUGCUGUGGCAGCUCCCUCAGGUUGGUUUGGUCCUAAACUGAAGCUCAGUGCUGUGGCUGGAUGAGUUUACACUUCUCCUCUGGUUUGUUUUUUUCUUUUUUUUUUGCUUUGUUUUAGGGUUUUGUUUUAAAUAUUUCCUGGGCUGGCAAAAACUGAGGAUUCUCUUCUUUACCACACAAAAGGGUUUGGGGCUUUCUGAGGUCCCCAUGUUCUCCAUCUCUGGAUGCUUCUCCAGCUCCUCAACAUCAUUUUACUUCUCCUGUUUGGAUUUCUGCCCCUUCCCCCCAGAUCCCUCAGGACUCUUUCCAGGUGGGAUCUGUUGUCCAGCAGAGACCCAAAGCUUCUGGCUGUGCUGAGGAGAUGCUGCCAGGAGCCUGGGAGGGGGAAUCACUGCUGGAAAAGGGAAACUCCUGCUUCCCACCCAUCCCCACUCUGAGGGAUCUGAGCCAACUCCUCCUGGGCAGCAAGGCUGGGGGCAGAACCCCCCCCAAUUCCCUCCUGCCUGGAGCAGCUUUGGACAGCCCCAUCCCCUUGGGAACCCCAAAAUCCCAUCCUGAUGGGGAGGACUUGGUACUGUUCAUUUUUUUUUUUCCUCUUUUUGCUGAGGGAAGGAGCUUUCAUUUGCCAUUAGGGCCUUGCUGAGAAGACAGAACCAAACCCCAAUUUAUUCAUGGAAUUGCUGGAAGCAACAGGAUUCCCUCCUCCUCCUCUUCCUCUCCACCACCUUCUCCAGUCUGGGUCUGGCUGGGUCUGGGUCUGGCUGCUCUCACUCCACAUCCCAGGUUCCCUGGUUGCCUUCCAGGUGCCUGGGGGGGCUGCAAAGGUUCAGGUUUUUAUGUUAAGUUAUAGCAAUA